Molecule: messenger RNA, 6204 nt
Organism: Paramormyrops kingsleyae
Lineage: Eukaryota; Metazoa; Chordata; Actinopteri; Osteoglossiformes; Mormyridae
Product: carboxyl-terminal PDZ ligand of neuronal nitric oxide synthase protein-like
Molecular function (GO): nitric-oxide synthase binding
Source: RefSeq, a predicted model, not a curated record
ACUCAUCCAGGUCUCGGUAUGUGUGUAUCACGCUCAUGGCGCUGUUGUGAAUCCAAACAAGCGCAAAAAAAUACUACUAGUGAAUCCCGAUCGGCUGUGUGUUGGCAUUCAGAGGAGAGGAGUGAUCGUAACACUUCAUCGAUGACUUUUGAUAACUGGCAGUCACUUGCUACCAAGUUAUGCUGCUCAACGAGAAUCAUGUAACUGCGCCGUUCUUUCAGAUGGGUUGAAAGUCCGUGUUCUCGCAUGGGGCGCGCGGUCUAGACUGACUUUCCGUGCAGUUUCAACUCUUCAACACUGUGACCAUGCCGGGGAAAACUAAAUACAAUUUAGUGGACGAUGGCCAUGAUUUGAGGAUACCCAUGCACAACGAGGAGGCGUUCCAACAUGGGGUUAAUUUUGAAGCAAAGUAUAUUGGCAGCCUAGAUGUGGCACGACCGAGCAGCCGAGUGGAGAUCGUCGCUGCUAUGCGAAGAAUACGGUAUGAAUUCAAAGUGAAGAACAUUAAGAAGAGGAAGGUCAACCUCAUUGUCUCAGUGGACGGAGUCAAGGUCAUCCUGAGGAAGAAGAAAAAGAAAAAAGAGUGGACAUGGGACGAGAGCAAGAUCAUGGUGAUGCACGACCCCAUCUACAGGAUAUUUUAUGUUUCUCACGACUCCCAGGACCUGAAAAUCUUCAGCUACAUCGCGCGGGAUGGACACAGCAAUGUUUUCCGCUGCAACGUCUUCAAGUCCAAGAAGAAGAGCCAGGCCAUGAGGAUUGUGCGGACGGUGGGUCAGGCCUUCGAGGUGUGCCACAAGCUGAGCCUGCAGCACACGCAGCAGGGCAGCGACGGCCAGGAGGGCGGCGACGGCGAGAAGGGCAGCCCGGCAGCACCGGCUCCGCAGCUGCUGGGCACGGACAAGACCGUCGCCGAGGAGACGGACAUCGAUGCCGAGGAAGUCGUCACGUCCAACGCCGGCACUGCCGGGUUCAACCGGGGAGUCACCGACCUGGACGCAGAGGACGGCAGUAAAAACAAGGUUCCCGAUGACUCCAUCCUGACCUCCUCGUCCAAGACGCUGCUCCCCCAGCUCCAGCUCGGCCAGCUACCCCCCGGGAGCCCCCUCUCCAUGCACCACAGAGUCCAGCUGCUCUAUCAGCAGCUGCUGCAGCAACAGCAGCAGACGCAGGUGGCAGUGGCCCAGGUCCAUCUCCUGAAGGACCAGCUGUCGGCGGAGGCAGCGGCCCGGAUCGAGGCCCAGGCUCGGGUUCACCAGCUCUUGCUCCAGAACAAGGACCUGCUGCAGCACAUCUCCCUGCUGGUGAAGCAGAUCCAAGAUCUGGAGCUCAAGCUCUCCGGACAUCCCUCCAUGGGCUCCCAGGACAGCUUGCUAGAGAUCACCUUCCGCUCCAACCUGCCCCCCGUGAUCUGCGACACCACCCCCCCGCACCCGGAGGAAGCACUGCCCCUGCCGGCACUGGGGAACGGCUCGCACCCACCAGUGUUCCCACUGGGCAGCCCGCUAGCUGACCAGAGCCUGUUUGAGAACCCAAAGGCCGCCCUCCCAGCUAAGCUCCAGAGUGGUAUCUCCGCGGUCGAUCUUCCUGGUGGCCGUCAGGCCCCCAAGUCUGGCCUCAGCCUACGCCGGUCGGUGGGGGCCAAGGUCAGCGACCUGCUGCGACGAAAGGACACUAGCAGCUUCGAAGACGUCGGGGUGAUGGAGGUGAACCGGAAUGUCGAGACUGACUGGUCGUUCUUCGUGGACAACAAUCAUGUGACCCCGUCAUCCGACAGUCACAUGAUACUUGACGGCUUCCCUCGGCUCGACCCCCCCCCCUCUGGAAGGAAGCGCGUGCCUCGCGCCCUGAAGACCACACAGGAGAUGAUGAUUUCCUCCUCCCCCGUGGUGCCCAGCGUGGACGUCUCAUCCUUCCCGUCAUCCCCUGAGAAGUCGUCCACCGUCACUCCGAAGGAGGUGAAGCAGGCAGAUAAGCGCGAGGGAGAGGAGGAGGAGCAGGAGAAGGUGGUGAAUUUAGACUGGAGUCCUCCUGACCUCCAGGAUGACGUGAUCCAAGAAGGGGGUGAUUGUUCCCUCUGUUUGGAUGGCCAAUGCUCAGAUUGUGAGACCAAACAAGACAGCAGAGAAGAUGUGUCUCAGCUCUCCAUCUCCAUCCCGGACCUCAUCCACAAAGACAAUCUAGACGCCAACCUGAAAAACGAAGACCCAGACAUUAGCAGCACCUCCAGUCUGUGCAUAGAGAAGACAAGCUUCCACUUAAGUGAUCUUGAGGAUGACCUCCACGAGAACAGCGUAGAAGAUGCUGCAGAGGGACUAAGGUCUUCCAGGGUGGGAAUUGAUGAACCCCAUCCAGAUCUUCUGUCCUUUGAGUACUAAAGCUCAAAGUCUCUUCUGACAAUCCACAGCAUUCCUGACUCUUCCAUGGGAGUCACCUGAUGACUAAUGACGACUUGGGUUGGAUUAAACAAGAUCAUUCUGCAUGGAUGUCAAAUUCUCCCCAAGCUGCCAUAACCUGGCUGUUAACGCAUCUUGUGCUGAAACACCAAAGAUAUUGUGAAUUUAGUGUUAACAUGUUACUCUGAGAUAUUUCAUACAUGUGCACCAAAGACAAAGUGUUUCUAUUACUCAGACCAAAGUAUAUAUUGGGUAACAUACAUUAUUAUAUAUGAUGAGCAUUACUGUAGCUAUCGGCCUCUCUUCUCUGGGGGGGAGGGGCUAUACACUACUAGGAGCUACAGUAUACACCUUCUCAGGACCUCUCCAGUUCACUUCUGGAUCGUUUUGCUUGAACGCGUUGUUUUCGUGACCCAUAGAGAAGCUUCCCAGGUCCAAUGGAUUGUUUGUGGAACGUUGCCGUCACCUGCUGUAGGUAGAUUGUAAUCAUUUGGGUUUAGUCGGUGUCCCGCUGUGAAAGGAGUUACCUCAGUAGAUGCCCGUGGCUUUUAAAAACUGUGGUGAAAGAGGAAUGAAGCAAGAAUUUUGUGUUUUAUCUGCCCUGGGACAUUUGCAUUUUUUUAUGUCUGUGUUAUGCUGGUUUGCCUUCACACUUGGCAGAUGUUGGGUAUGAAACAGUAUCACCCGGAAUAUUCCGCUCGUUUCUCCUGCAUUCCACAGUCUCUUAUCAGCAAACCGCGAAUGGGACGUUUCCUUAAAGCCGGUGUUGUGACAGGGGCUGCUAGACUUGUUCAUUUAUUUACGAAAUGUAAUAGACUAAGACUGAAUACUGUUGAAACCGAUGAUGAAGCCAUCCGGGGGGGGGCAUAGGGAAUAGAUGCCUUCAGUAUCUUUUAUCAGCAUGUUGCAAGGAUAUUUCUCUCACUUGGUUUGUGCUCUUUAAAAACUGGCAGGAGUAAUAUAAAUGUUUUAUGUGCUCUGUCUUUUAAGUAAGGAAAACAGAAGAUGGAGGGAUGAAAAGUGGAUAAGUAGGGAUGAAAUAGCUAGAGAGAAUACUUGUGAACGUGGAAAUACUAAAGCAGUGAUUUUACUAAAGGAAUGUGAACACAUUCGAAUUGAAGCAAAUGGUGGAUUUCACUGUACACACUUAGGAUCGCACCGUGACAGUGUGGUGGACAAACGGAAUGGAAGAUGGGUGACUAGACGUUAGACUCUUAGCAUUAAUGCAUGAUGACUUGAUAGGAGCUGUGGAGUUUGUUCAAAGUGGCCUGUAAAUUUCUAAAGCUAACAGGUCAAAUGAGGCUUUAGGAGAAAACAGUGGUUCUUGCCUGUGAUUGGAUAUAUGUGUAGACUACGAUGACAUUGACCACGAUGGUGUUUCUCAAUAGCAAGAACGCAAAGAUCGUACCUGUGGUCUUGGCAAGAUCGGUCUUUCUAACUUGCCUCCCAAGGACGAUGUUGGGGAGCAAUGAAUCAUGGGAUUGGUCUCGUUUGGCAAGGAUGCGACCGAUGCUAUCUGUGAUAUUUGGGACGGGGCAAGAACAACAUCUGGGGAUUUUGAUUGUCUUCUGUACUUCUGUUCUUGAGUAUUGGAACUGGUCUUCGGCAAAAAAAGAUGAUAUAAAAUGGGUACAUGAGAACACAAGUAUGGUCAAGUACGCAUAUUGAGAAACAUCCCAUGUCUACUGAAAUGUCAGGUUCACCGUGAUGCAGCAUAAUGUGGGAGCUUCAGUCCUCUGCUGAGGUACUGGGGCCUUGGUAGCUGCUCACUGCGUUUGUGUCAAACUUGAGGGUUCGGGAGGAGUGCGAGAAGGAGUUAAGAAUGUAACCUAUGGUGCGCUUCACUAGUGAGCUGUUAAUCUCAGACUGUCACUGCUGGUGUUACAAUUUAUGUGACUUAUGAUGAUUUGUAGCUAUUUGAAAUUUAAAUGGGGUAUAUAUCAAUAUAGUAGUAUUUAACAAAUCACUUCUAUAUAUUUUACUUUAAUUUUUAUUUUUUCGUUUCAAGGAAUCGUAUAAGUGCUGUUACUAUAACUAUGCUGUUAUUAUAACUAUUUUUAUUCUUGUACAAUGCUGCAUGCUACCAAAUUUAACAUUUUAUAUCCCUUUCAUCUGCGGAACAGGUGAACAAAUAUCUUUGUGAAAAAAUAGAAUCCAGUUUUUUUUUUUAAAGGAGUAUUUAGGAAAUAUUAAGAAUUUUUAUAGCAGUUUUAUACAUAAGUGUUUGAAUAUGUAAAUUAGAAUUGGUUCUUUUAUGAAAUGACACCAUUGAUGAUUAUGUUAAGAAUAUUAUUAAGAAUUAAAUUAAAUAAUUGGUUAAAUGUCUUGUUUAAUAUUACGUUUUAUUGAAUACUUGCGUACAGUAUGGCUGCUAAAGAUGUUGGGCUCCAUGAAAGGAGCGCUGCCACUAAUGACCCGUUUUACCGGUUGGUUGAUUAAUCUAAAUGAAUAUUUUUCCUCCAGAAAAUCAAAUUGACCAUUUAAGUUCAUUUUAUUUUGACAUCAAAAUACAAACUGUAUGUCAUUGCAAGGCUUUAGAUAACGGACGGCAGCUUUUCAGCGCUAAACGGGCGUUACUUACGCCCACAAUGUGACAAGCAAAUUAGUAAUGCACCUAAAAUAUUAAUGAGAUUGUGAUGUCCAAAAGUUUUAUUUCAGUUCACAAAUGAUUUCUUUUUAAAUUAGUGUCCAUUUUCAUUUGUUUUCCUAUAUGAUAAUGACACUGGUCCCAACAAGCCCAAUGCACACGAACGAACACACCGGCAGAUUCUAACCUAAACAUUUAUUUCAUGGAAAUUCUAAGGUAGCAGGCAGACAACUUCAUGGCUGUAAUAAUGAGUUUAUUUAGCUGCUACAAGGACAAAAGAUACUUAAAAAGCUCUCAAAACUAAUGGCAAUUUUAAUGAACAUGAAUAGAGAGAAAACACGGUGUUGCUUAUUCUGACAGUCCAGAAUAUCGCCUGUAUGUCGAUUUAUUCAUGUACAGCGACUACGUCGAUUGAUUGCUGUAUCCCUACAUGAAAGCUUAUCAUAUUGGGCCCCCAAUCCGAAUACCUUCCGAAUUUUUUAGGGCCCCCGUCACUUAUUAUUUGCAAUAUAAGAAAUACAUUAUCGUUGCACCACGAUUGACCAGAUACUGCUACCAGAGAGAUAUGUUUACCGCUUAAAAUAAAUGGAGUAAUAUGUACAAUAAGGCUUCAUCAACUAAAAUGAUGAUAAUAUUGAUACUUUGUACACACAAAUACUCAUUUAUUGCUUAAUUGUAGGACUCAUUGUCAAUCCUCCCAAUUAUAUCUCAACUUUGUAUAUUUGUACACGAUAAGCCAAAUAUUUGUGGAUGUUGCAGCUGCUUAAAAAUAAAGUUGAAUCUAUUAUCAGUUAAUAUUUUUUACAUUUUUAUUUUAUAGCAUUACUAUUCGUUUUUAAUGCAGCACGGCAAUUCAUUUGAUAUCCAUGAUAAUUACAAAUUUUUUAUAACUUUAAUAACUUCCAUCCCAAGGAAAAGCUAAAUUGUAAGACUGGGAUUUGUUUUUGCUGUCGUUUCACUGCAAAUUUAGUGUUAAACAUCAAAAUAUGUCACCUUGAUUAUUUAGACCUCUAAAGGAAAGUUGUCGUGGAAAUACUCUUUCAAAGUAAUUUCAGUUGUUCAUGGUUACAUUACCAGAUAAGCACUACCUAUCUGCAAAGUAAAUUGAUGGACAGGUCUAUUAUAGAUACUGCAUAUGUUUUUAAAUCCUAUCCAGGAUUUAAGACUUCUCAGUGCAUGUGUAAAAGCAGCAGGACUGAUUAAACAACUUGAUAGUCCUAA